Molecule: messenger RNA, 708 nt
Organism: Alternaria atra
Lineage: Eukaryota; Fungi; Ascomycota; Dothideomycetes; Pleosporales; Pleosporaceae
Exons: 3
Coding region: 1-708 (235 amino acids)
Biological process (GO): cytoplasmic translation
Molecular function (GO): protein binding
Source: RefSeq, a predicted model, not a curated record
AUGGGUAUUGAAGACCAAAAAGAAGAGCGGGAGGUGCUCGAGUCUAUUUUCCCGGACGAGAUCACAGAUGUUUCCGAGACAGAGUUCCGAAUCGCAAUAACGCUCGACGAUGGCCGCCACGAAGACGAUGAGAGCGAAGAGGAGCAACCUGUCAUCAUCCUAAAUGUUUCCUACCCGCCAAACUACCCCGACGAAGCCCCCAGGCUCGACGUAACACAACCGCCUAACGCGCCAAGACACGCCUACCUCGAUAUACAAGAGGACAAGCAAAGACUCCUAGACUCGCUCACAGAGACGAUAGAAGAGAACCUCGGUAUGGCCAUGAUCUUCACCCUCGUAACCGUCCUCAAAGAUAGUGCUGAGCUCCUCAUGACUGAGCGCCAAAACGCAAAGCAAGCCCUCGCCGACAUAGCUGCCGCCAAAGCCGAGGAAGAAGAAAACAAGAAGUUUCAAGGUGAGGCAGUCACACGAGAGACUUUCUUAGCAUGGAGAGAGAGGUUUAGGAAGGAGAUGGAGGAUGAGAAGAAGCGGAAGGAAGAGGAGAAGGAGGUAGAAGACAAGAAGAAGCGGAUUGUCAAGGAGGAGAAGAAAUUGACGGGCAAGGAGCUGUGGCAGCAGGGCCUGGUUGGAAAGGUGGAUGAUGAUGAAGAUGAUGACGACGUAGAUGAGGUGGAUGUAGGAAAGUUGAAGAUUGAGGCGACCUCAUAA